AUGUACCAGGUCCCACUGCCGCUGGACCGGGAUGGGACCCUGGUCCGGCUCCGCUUCACCCUGGUGGCCCUGGUCACGGUCUGCUGUCCACUUGUCGCCUUCCUCUUCUGCAUCCUCUGGUCCCUGCUCUUCCACUUCAAGGAGACAACGGCCACACACUGUGGGGUAGGUUGUGUCCCUUGCCCUGCUUGGGCCACUCCCUACAGGAUGUUCUCUGCGGCCUCCCAGCCCUUGGACCCCGAUGGAACUGUGUUCCGGCUCCGCUUCACAGCCAUGGUCUGGUGGGUCAUCACUUUCCCCGUGUUCGGCUUCUUCUUCUGCAUCAUCUGGUCCCUGGUGUUCCACUUUGAGUACACGGUGGCCACUGACUGUGGGGUACCCAAUUACCUGCCCUCGGUGAGCUCGGCCAUCGGUGGGGAGGUGCCCCAGCGCUACGUGUGGCGUUUCUGCAUCGGACUGCACUCAGCACCUCGCUUCUUGGUGGCCUUCGCCUACUGGAACCACUACCUCAGCUGCGCCUCGCCAUCUCCCUGCUACCGCCCACUUUGCCGCCUCAACUUCGGCCUCAACGUUGUCGAGAACCUGGCACUGCUAGUGCUCACUUAUGUCUCCUCCUCCGAGGACUUCACUGUCCACGAAAAUGCUUUCAUUGUGUUCAUUGGCUCAUCCCUCAGCCACAUGCUCCUCACCUGCAUUCUCUGGAGGCUGACCAAGAAGCACACAGUAAGUCAGGAGGAUCGAAAGUCCUACAGCUGGAAACAGCGGCUCUUCAUUAUCAACUUCAUCUCCUUCUUCUCGGCGCUGGCUGUCUACUUUCGGCACAACAUGUAUUGUGAGGCUGGAGUGUACACCAUCUUUGCCAUCCUGGAGUACACUGUUGUCCUAACCAACAUGGCGUUCCACAUGACGGCCUGGUGGGACUUCGGGAACAAAGAGCUGCUUAUAACCUCUCAGCCUGAGGAAAAGCGAUUCUAAACCCUCUGUCCUGCUCUGAAGGAGGCAGCCCAGUGCCCAGAAGCAAGAAAUAAGAAACAGCUCUGGCCUUCACCACCCUGUGUCCUCUCUGGGCUGUACUGAAGAUUGGGGAGGGGGAAGAAGGAAGGGGAUAGGCCAAGGCUGAUGCCAGUGCUGCUGACUGCUCCUUCCCACCCCUCACAUGAGCACAAGGGCUCUCAAGCAUUGUUACCCUUACCUGAGCGAUCUCAAGAAGCUGAGCUGACAGGAGAGCUCCACCAUUUGGUGCUAAAAAGCCCUAAGGUUCAUGACCACAAUCCAGUUCUUGGCCUUUACAUAGCCACCUUUUGCUGAGGUCAGGAACCACUGAGCAGUGGCUGCUACCUGAAUACUGCAGCCCUUUCUCAAUUGGGUCAUUUACUUGACUGAUGUAUCUAAUAAUAUCCUGUGCACAUCCAGGCCUGUGGCCACAGUCCCCUGCUAAGGUUUCCCAGGUGUUCCUGUCCUGAUUUUACCUCUUUAAUUUGGCUUAUGUCUUAUGGUGCACACCCUUCCCUGUCUGAGCCUCAGUGUAUCCAUGUGUAUGAUGGGGGGUGGGUGUGCUAUAUGAUUUCCAAAGGCUCUGCCAGUGUGUGAUUCUGAUGUCAUCCCUUGGAGGUGGUGUUCUGUACCUAAAGGAUGACCUCUUCCCAGAGAAGUACUAGCACAGCGUGUACUUCCCUUCCCUUCUGAAAUUUGUAGUUUCAAUGGAUAUUCCCUCCUUUAUAAAAGUAUGAGGUGGAAAGGUCAGAGGCCCAGAUUUCUACCCCAAAAUGGGGCUCCCUAGAAUUCCUCCAUCUUCCUUACUACCCCAGAUCCUAAGCUUUUUUGGUUGUACAUUUUAAAGGAAAAUAAAAAUUUUUUUUUUUUCCAUUAGUGUGAGCAAGGCUUGCU
Messenger RNA from Otolemur garnettii (small-eared galago), 1887 nucleotides. It is a transcript of the gene PGAP2, whose product is annotated as post-GPI attachment to proteins 2. Gene Ontology annotation, biological process: GPI anchor biosynthetic process. Gene Ontology annotation, cellular component: endoplasmic reticulum membrane; Golgi membrane. The transcript is spliced from 6 exons. NCBI's taxonomy places the organism in Eukaryota, Metazoa, Chordata, Mammalia, Primates, Galagidae. The record is from RefSeq and is a predicted model, not a curated record. The coding region runs from base 1 to 975 and encodes 324 amino acids.